AUGCGCGCCCGGCGCCACCACGCAGCCAACGAAGCCGCUCGUGCCGCGCUCGAGCCUGAGCCUCUGCAUUACUGCCGUCCGCGCCGCGGCGACACGAACACAAACCCCGACUACACCGACGUGCGCGACGAGACGAGUCCGCUGUGGCUCGCGCCGCCUGGCUGCAUGGGUCUGCCCGCGACGACCCCGACGCUGCAGAAUCUGUCGCACGCCCAUCUGCUCUCCCUUCGGGCGGGGCGCGCGCUGGCGGGUCUGGUCGUGAGGGAUAUCGAUACCGAGGUGGCGAGGCGGGUGAUGCUGCAGCCGCAGAUGUGGCCGGGGGUUUGGGAGCUGAUGGCGCGGUCGGUGGUGUUGGAGUCGAUGGGGCUUGAGCGUGCGGAGGUCGGCUUAGAAGAUGGGGAGAGCAGUGAUGCGAGGGAUUCCCCGCUCCAGAGAGUAGCUAUGGGAUCGGCUGAGCCGUCAGCACGGACACUUGCGACGGCUACAAGGUGGUUGAGGAACGAAGAGUAG
Molecule: messenger RNA, 510 nt
Organism: Didymella exigua CBS 183.55
Lineage: Eukaryota; Fungi; Ascomycota; Dothideomycetes; Pleosporales; Didymellaceae
Exons: 1
Coding region: 1-510 (169 amino acids)
Source: RefSeq, a predicted model, not a curated record